This is a messenger RNA of [Candida] anglica, 1440 nucleotides long. Lineage: Eukaryota; Fungi; Ascomycota; Pichiomycetes; Serinales; Debaryomycetaceae. The record is from the annotation of a GenBank genome assembly.
GCGUGAAACACCUUCUAGUGCUCAGUAAAUUUAGCAGUUACAUACAUACUUAAUCAUGAGUAAGCAAUACAUCUCGACAGUGUCGACCGGAGCGGCACACGAGUCGGAUAUCCUUGACCUUGCGGUCACCAACCGGUACACCGUGACGGUGUCCAGUGAUGGAUACGCCAAUUUUUGGGACAAUAAACAGGACGAAACACACGACCCGCGCAAAUUUGUAACGAGGAAACUUGUCAACCGUGCAGGCUUGCACCAUGUCGCGGCAUACGAGUCCGUGUUGCCCGGUCUGCAGGUCAAGGUGGUGGUGUUGGCCGUAGUUGCGUUUGAUGGGUCCUUGACCUUUUUGUGCUUCAUCCAGGAUGAUAUCAAGACAUUGGUCGAAGUCAGUGCAGGUGGCGUUGACGGGUUCAAAGAGCUCAACAGUUGGUGUCCGGGCUUUUACAUUGACCCAGAGCUGAAAAGCGACUAUUUGGUGGUGACACAAGCAAGUGGCGAGACGGCAGUAUACCGCAUGGAAAUCGCGGUUGACGGCAAGAAGGAAAAUGCAGUCAGCAUUGCACUUGAGAAGUUUGGAACCAUCAAGCCAACUCAUCUGUCCACACCAAACUCUUUGGCCAUUUCCGCUACUGUGGAGAAGAAAAUCGCCAUCGGAUACACUUCAGGGGAAGUCGUAUUGUAUGACUUGGAGUCCUUGAAACCAAUCUAUACCUUUAAAUCUACUGAUGUGGGUGGUAGUGGAAGCUCAAGUGUACCAAGAGCCAUCCGGUUCCUGCCUGGUGGGUCGAUUCUUGCCGUUGCUCGUGAUAACCAAUCCGUGGGGUCCAUCACACUUUAUGAUGCUAAAUACGGUGAAAACGUUGGCUCUUUGACCACUCCUUCGCAUCUGUCCAAGACGAAAAAUGUCGGUGGGUUUGCACACGAUGGAUGGAUCAUGGGCCUUUCCUUUGACGAAGAGGGGAAGCUCUUAGCCUCAUGUGGGUUCGACAAGUGUAUCCGGGUGUGGAACAUGGAGACCAGAGAAAGAGUGGCCACCAUCACCGUUUCUGUGAGUGAUUUGGACGGCGAUGCCGCUCUGGGGGCGGGAGCUCCUGAACUCGACCACAGCGUGGUCAGUGGUGUUCAAUUCAUCAAGAAGGGAAUCCGUGGAGGUUUAGGUGGCGAUACCAACGAGGGUCUUUGUGCCAUUAGUUUCGAUAGAGGUAUCAGAUGGUAUAGAGAAGCUGGAGGUAUUUAAAAAUAAGGAGGAAAAAUAACUGUGAUAGGAGAAGAAAUAGAGUCGAAGCAAAGCUCUGGCCAUGGACCGAGCCAAAUAUGUAGAGCUUUUACUGAUAUUAUAGAUACAGAAAAGGAAACGAGACAAAAACCAAACGGAAUACGUCUUUGUAUAUUUGCAUUCAACCUAUAAAUAUAUAUCUAUAGAUGGCACACAGUGCCACCCAA